This is a messenger RNA of Vigna unguiculata (cowpea), 495 nucleotides long. NCBI's taxonomy places the organism in Eukaryota, Viridiplantae, Streptophyta, Magnoliopsida, Fabales, Fabaceae. The record is from RefSeq and is a predicted model, not a curated record.
AUGUGGAGGCCCUCAUCUGAGGAGCGCUUGCCCGUGCAUAGAGGGCUAUCGCCGGUGCAACAACUGUGGCAAGGAAGGCCACUUUGGGAAAGAUGUCGCACCCUUGCUAGAGCAGCGACACGACCUCCGAUUCAGACUCCUGCGCAGAACCAGCAGAGGAACAGAGGCAACAGGCCUCAAGCGACGGGCAGAAUCGAUGUUAUGACAAGAGCAGAGGCUACAAGCUCAGGUAAUCUUGUUAUGGGUCAAUGCAUGAUUGUUGGUGAAUCUUUGUGUGUGUUGUAUGAUUCUGGAGCGACACACUCUUUUGUGUCAGAUGCAUGUGUGAAAAGAUUGUGUCUACCGGUGUGUGAGCUACAAUGUGAACUUGUGGUAUCUACUCUGGCGUUGGGUUUGGUCAGGACGUCAUCCUUAUGUGCUAAGUGUCCAGUGGAGGUGGAGGGGCACAGAUUGCCAGGAGAAGAAAUUGUUAUUCCCCGACUCAGUGGAACCUGA